CGCCCCCUCACGUACUGCUUCCUCUUUCCGCCAGAACGCUGAUGUGUUACUAACUUUUCACUAACUUCACUCUCCAACGCGGCCAAAAUGUGGCAUUUCGGUUCCAAAGUGGCGCUGCUUCUCCUCUUGGCUUUCCCAUGCGGGCUGCUAUCCAUCAGUCCAGUGUCGGCGGACUCGGACUCUGCCGAGGAUAUUGACCCAGAUGCCUCCGUAGAUGAGGAGGAGGAGGAAGACGAAGAGGAGAUACUGGUGGAAGAAGACCAGGUCCAAAGCACGGAAGGAGACGCUGAAGAUGACGCUGAAGCCGAUGAUAAAACCUUGACGUCUCACCCUGAUGCGGACACCACCAUCGUCUUCACCACGGGAGAAGAGUUCUUUGCCAAUGAGAUUGUGAAAUUCCUGGUGGGGUUCACCAACAAGGGCAGUCAGGAGUUCAACGUUCAGUCCUUGGAGGCCUCCUUCCGUUACCCCCAGGACUUCCAGUUCUACAUUCAGAAUUUCACAGCGUUGCCUCUGGACACAGUGGUUCAUCCUGCUGCUCAAGCCACCUUCGAGUACUCCUUUAUCCCAGCCCAGCCCAUGGCCGGGCGUCCUUUUGGUCUGGUCAUCCUCCUCAACUACCUUGACGCGGAGGGCACCGUGUUCCAGACCGCCAUUUACAACCAGACUGUCACCAUCACUGAGAGAGAAGAAGGACUGGAUGGUGAAACAGUCUUCCUGUACAUCUUCCUUGCUGGACUGCUGGUCUUGAUGCUCUUUGGAAUGUACCAGGUGCUGGAGUCACGGACGAAAAGGAGAAUGCCAGUGAAGAUCGAGAAAGGCACGGGUGGCAUGAACGACGUGGACAUCAGCUGGAUUCCCCAGGAGACUCUCAAUGUCAUGAACAAGGCCUCCCCCAAGACCUCCCCCCGGAAACGAACCAAGCGGGCAGCCGGAGUGGACCAAUAGAAGUCAAGUCAAGAUGGCGUCCGCCAGAUUUUCAGAGACGUUGUGGAAAUAUUUGGACGCCAGUAACACAAUUGUUCAUUUUCAUUGUCUUGUUUUGUUGUCACUGCGAGUACAACCUUCGGGUGGAGAAGGAAACUCACUGGGGAGUCUUCAUCCUAUUAGAAAUGAUUUUUGUAGUAAGGAGUGGUCACCACGUGUCGCUACACAAAACACCACAAAACGCUCGCCUUAACAACACUAAAUACAUUUCCAGGACACGGCGGCAGUACGUGCCCCUUUGCAAAUACACACUUUUUGAAAAUAAAUGUGAAGAAAAAAAAAUC
This is a messenger RNA of Nerophis lumbriciformis (worm pipefish), 1271 nucleotides long. RefSeq names its product translocon-associated protein subunit alpha-like. The record is from RefSeq and is a predicted model, not a curated record. Lineage: Eukaryota; Metazoa; Chordata; Actinopteri; Syngnathiformes; Syngnathidae. Gene Ontology annotation, cellular component: endoplasmic reticulum membrane; endoplasmic reticulum.